AUGCAGCAACGAGAUUUUUUCAACCGCGCAUCAACCGCUGACUGGAGCUAUUUCCGGUUCCUAAGUGGCUCGUGUUUCCCCAUCGCGGGCUGCAUGGGGCAGAGCGGCUCGCACACAGAUGGCACGGACUCUUGCGCAAGGUCUGCCGCCCCGCGCCUCUACCGGAGCCCAUUCACAGUCUCCCGCCACCGUAACCCGACUCCAUCAUCCGCCGCCCCUCGUCAGCCCCGAGAGCACUGCAGCACCGCGAGCGGGCCGCCUCUGAGCCCCAGCAGACGGAACAGGGCGUACCGGGCGGCAGUGGUGAUCGAAGGUGAGGUGUUCGCGCUGCCCGAGAACGUCUCCGUGGAGCCGUACAGUGUGAAUGUCAGGGUGCUGGACGUGUGGCCGGUGAACGGCGGCGGGCUGGAGCGCGAGCAGCUCGUCACCGUGGGGGAUUUCGGCACCGAGGCGCCGUGCGUGCUCUAUUCAGAGCGUCUUUUGCUCCUCUGGACGCCGGCGAGAGGAACCUCAAGAAGGAGGUGGAGAGCAUUCUGUGUGAGGACUGGCGCCUCUCCUCCUAAGCUGCGUCCACUCAGAGGUCAGUCGUUGGCCGAGGGCGAGAAGCUGCAGCUGCGCUGUGAGGUAACCGACGGCAACCCGGGCCCCGCCUUCCGCUGGUACAAGGACGGCAGCGAGCUCAAGAAGAGCCGAGACAUCAAAAUCAAAUCCAACAAGAAAAGCUCCAAGAUGCAGAUUAGUCGAGUGCGGCUGGAGGAUGCUGGGAAUUACUCGUGUGUGGCGGAGAACAUACUAGGCAGAGACAACGCCAGCAGCACCGUUAGCGUGCACAGCUUCACCACCACGCUCUCGCCAGCGUCCAGCCACUCGCGCCCGUGCAACGAGACCGAGAAGACCCACUGUGUGAACGGGGGCGACUGUUACGUCAUCCACGGUUUAAACCAGCUCUCCUGCAAGUGUCCAAAUGACUAUACUGGUGAUCGCUGUCAACAGUCCGUCAUGGCCGAUUUCUACAAGCAUCUCGGAAUUGAAUUUAUGGAGGCAGAGGAGCUGUACCAGAAGAGGGUCCUGACGAUAACGGGCAUCUGUGUAGCACUGCUGGUGGUUGGCAUUGUGUGUGUAGUGGCAUACUGCAAGACCAAGAAGCAACGUAAGAAGAUGCAGCAGCACAUGCACCAGAACAUGUGUGCGGAGCCCAACCGCAUGCUGGCCAACGGCCCCAACCACCCCGGCCCAGCACCAGAGGAGAUCCCCAUGGUGGACUACAUCUCUAAGAACGUUCCGGCAUCAGAGCGAGUGACACGCCACGGAACCGAGACAUCGGGGAACUUCUCAGGCAGCCGCAUUUCCUCCAGAUCCCACCACUCCUCUACAGCCAGCCAUGCUUCCAGUCACAGACAUGAGGAGCGGACGUGGAGUAUGGAGCGCUCGGACAGCAUGAACUCAGACUGCCACUCGGGGGCGCUGUCCUCCUCCGUGGGCACCAGUAAGUGCAGUAGCCCGGCUUGCAUGGCUCGCCGGGCCGCCACCCACUGCGCCCACCCAGAGAGCCCUGGGCGGCCCCCACUCUCCUACAGGGACUCCUACGACUCACUGAUGGACUCCCCUCACAGCGAGAGGUAUGUGUCGGCACUCACCACACCUGCUCGCCUCUCCCCAGUGGACUUUGGGCAGGUCCCUACCUUCCAGAUCACCACCCCCAACGCCAGCCAUGCCCUCUCCCUCCCCCCAGCUGCUGCCGCCGCCAUGGCAACAUACCCCAUUGUCGACGACGACCAGCCGCUGCUGCGCCGCUACCAUCGCUCGCGGCGACCGUGCUACACGGCGGAGAGCACGGGGUCUCUGCCGUCCAGCCCGUACCGGCUGGCGGACGACGACGCGUACGAGACGACGCAGGAGUACGCCGGCGCUCGGGAACGCUCCCGCCGGACCUCCCGCCGCCCGCGCCGCUCUCGCAACUCGCACGCCACGCACAGUUCCCAUAGCAACCUGUCGGACAGCGAAUGGGACGAGGAGUAUGGGUGGGGUGGGGCAGAACUGGGGCACGGCGAAAGCACUCCCUUUCUGAGCGCGCUCAAUAUGAACUCGCCAUCUCCAGAGCCGGCCACCAUCUACCGGCCAACACACACGCCCACACACACACCCUGCCUGGCCAACCCGCCGCGCCGCAUGCACGGCAGACUCUCACAGCCCCGUGGCAGGCCGAACAACGCACCCCUUUAAUCACACACACACACACACACACAAACAAACACACACACACACACAAACACACACACACACAUAUAACACACGUUCAUGAGCAGCCACACAUGCACUCAUGUGCUCCCCUGACAUGACUGAAAAGUCAGACUCAAGUCAACCUACCACACACACACACACACACACACACCACACAUACACACACACACACAUACACACACACACACACACACACACACACACACACACAAACAGUAAUACCAUAGACCUGCACCAAUAAGAAAUAUUUUUAUUUUAUAUAACAAACAGAUAUUCUAAACAAAUGAAAUAUUUAUUUUCAUUUCAGCAAAACUUGUCUACUAGCUAGCAGCGAAGACUUUUUUUAUAGGGGAAACUAUUUAUAUGUUGAUUAAUUUCACUUUACGAGCAUUAUGUGAAAAACGGAAAAAAAAAACAAAUCAAAAGAGAA
This is a messenger RNA of Clupea harengus (Atlantic herring), 2671 nucleotides long. RefSeq names its product neuregulin 2b (gene nrg2b). Gene Ontology annotation, biological process: nervous system development; animal organ development; intracellular signal transduction. Bases 1 to 2223 code for a protein of 740 amino acids. Lineage: Eukaryota; Metazoa; Chordata; Actinopteri; Clupeiformes; Clupeidae. The record is from RefSeq and is a predicted model, not a curated record. Gene Ontology annotation, molecular function: signaling receptor binding. The transcript is spliced from 13 exons.